GACUUUUUCCAUAGAGGAGAAUCAGAAGCAAGGAACAACUAAGGGAGGCUGAAUUUUAAAUUUCUCAGUUUGUUUUUCUGGACCUUCAAACCUCAGGUGAUCAGCAGAAGCAGAUAAAAAGUCCUGAAGUAGUCUUUCCUGUCCAAAGAUGGAAAAUAGUACCACUACCAUCUCUCGGGAGGAGCUUGAAGAACUGCAAGAAGCAUUUAAUAAAAUAGAUAUUGAUAACAGUGGGUAUGUUAGUGACUAUGAACUUCAGGACCUAUUUAAGGAAGCAAGCCUUCCUCUUCCUGGCUACAAGGUACGCGAGAUUGUGGAGAAAAUUCUAGCAGUUACUGACAACAACAAAGAUGGCAAAAUCAGUUUUGAAGAGUUUGUGUCACUAAUGCAAGAGUUAAAAAGCAAAGAUAUCAGCAAAACAUUCCGAAAAAUAAUUAACAAGAGGGAAGGGAUUACUGCUAUUGGAGGAACUUCAUCCAUUUCCAGCGAGGGCACACAGCAUUCUUACUCAGAGGAAGAAAAAGUGGCUUUUGUUAAUUGGAUAAACAAAGCCCUAGAGAAUGACCCUGACUGUAAGCAUCUUAUACCUAUGAAUCCCAACGAUGACAGCCUUUUCACAUCUCUUGCAGAUGGCAUCCUUCUCUGCAAAAUGAUCAACUUAUCUGAACCAGAUACAAUUGAUGAAAGAGCCAUUAAUAAGAAAAAGCUCACUCCUUUUACUGUUUCUGAAAAUCUAAACCUAGCCCUGAAUUCUGCUUCAGCCAUUGGUUGUACAGUGGUCAACAUUGGUGCACAGGACCUCAAAGAAGGAAAACCUCACUUGGUUUUGGGACUUCUCUGGCAGAUCAUCAAAGUUGGUCUUUUUGCUGAUAUUGAGAUUUCCAGGAAUGAAGCUUUGAUUGCAUUGCUGAAUGAAGGUGAAGAACUGGAGGAGCUGAUGAAGCUUUCUCCAGAGGAGUUACUUCUGCGGUGGGUGAACUACCACCUCACCAAUGCAGGAUGGCGCACUAUCAGCAACUUCAGCCAAGACAUUAAGGAUUCAAGAGCAUAUUUUCAUCUGCUUAAUCAGAUUGCCCCUAAAGGUGACCGAGAAAAUGGAACUGCCAUUGCCAUUGACCUUUCAGGAUUUAAUGAGAGAAAUGACCUGAAGCGUGCUGAAUUCAUGCUUCAAGAAGCAGAUAAACUAGGCUGCAGACAGUUUGUUACUCCUGCUGAUGUGGUUUCAGGCAAUCCUAAACUUAAUUUAGCCUUUGUAGCUAAUCUUUUUAACACAUAUCCAUGCCUACACAAACCUGAUAAUAAUGACAUCGAUAUAAAUUUAUUGGAAGAUUUGACCCCUCCUAAUGUAGGAGAGAGCAAGGAAGAGCGGACUUUUCGGAACUGGAUGAAUUCCUUGGGGGUCAACCCAUAUAUUAAUCAUUUGUACAGUGACCUUGCAGAUGCUCUAGUGAUCUUUCAGCUCUAUGAAAUGAUUCGAGUGCCAGUUGACUGGAGCCAUGUCAACAAACCUCCUUAUCCUGCUCUUGGAGGAAACAUGAAGAAGAUUGAAAACUGUAACUAUGCAGUGGAGCUUGGGAAGAAUAAAGCAAAAUUCUCCUUGGUUGGUAUUGCUGGGCAGGACCUAAAUGAAGGGAAUUCAACACUUACUCUGGCAUUGGUAUGGCAGCUGAUGAGAAGGUAUACAUUGAAUGUGUUAUCAGAUCUUGGAGAGGGUGAAAAAGUAAAUGAUGAAAUUAUUAUUAAAUGGGUCAACCAGACUCUUAAAAGUGCAAACAAAAAUACUUCUAUUUCCAGCUUCAAGGAUAAAUCUAUUAGCACAAGUUUACCAGUUCUAGAUUUAAUAGAUGCCAUUGCACCAAAUGCAGUUCGUCAAGAAAUGAUCAAGAGAGAAAACCUUUCUGAUGAGGAUAAACUGAACAAUGCUAAAUAUGCCAUUUCAGUUGCUCGAAAGAUUGGUGCUCGGAUUUAUGCAUUACCUGAUGACCUCGUAGAAGUAAAACCAAAGAUGGUUAUGACGGUGUUUGCAUGCUUAAUGGGAAAAGGACUGAACAGAAUAAAAUAAUGAAACUAAUAUGGUCGUCUGCCACAUUAAACACAUUGAAUGCCUCACAGUUUACAGAAUUAUGAAAUGUAGUGGGUAUCAAAUCAGAGAUUUGUAUGUUUAAAAUAGAUGUAUUCAUUAAUGAGUUUGACAUCCUAUUCAUAUUAGUUAGAAUUAUCAUCUUUUUGGAUAACAUCAUUUACUUACCAAUAACAUACUGACAGUAGAAUGUUUGUUAUUAAACUGAUAUUUCAUGAUUAAAUUACUUUUGUUUCCUAAAAGUCUUAAAAGGCAAGAUUAAUUCAUUCUUUUUCUAUAGUUAAAAAAAUCAGUAAAAAAACAGUUUUCUCUUGUUUUGCAGGUUCUGCUGUGAAUGUGUUUUGACUUCUUUGGUGUGUUAUUUAGUUGUGAUCUAAUGUAUUCAAAGUCAUAAUCCAGUCUAAUCCUUUUAUUUUUUCUCCAACUAUGUAAAGUGGUCUAAAAAUUUAACUUUCUAUAAAUUUCUAUACUGUUUAAAAUUUUAAAGUGGCAAGUAUUGUUCAUUAAUAUUAAAACUUUUUUACAAAUGAGAACUAAUCUUAAAUAAAUCACAAAUUUCAUUCUCUUGUUUAAGGAGCAGGAGCUUUUUCUUUAAAGCUUAAUUUUAACUGUAUUGCUACUUUAAACUCCUAGUUCAGUAAUGCAGCUUUAUCUAUGGCAUGUAGCAUAUACUAUAUGUUUGUAGGACGUUAUUAGAGAAAUAUGUGCAUGUGUACAUGUUUUGUACUUGAAUUACUCAGUUUUGCUUAAAUGGUAUAUAUAAUCAGUCAAUCAGCCAACAAGUAUUUAUUUUGUCCCCACAAUAUAUGUAACACUCCCCUUUGUGGAUGUCUGAUAUGUGAAUAUUUCUUUUACAAAUACUCAUUAUGAAUGUGCAUAUAGUUAUUUCUCACCUGAUUCCUUCCAAAUACUUGUAGCGAGACAUUGGCUAAAACAGGUGGAUACUAUCCUGUUAGCUUCAUAUACCAAUAGUAGUUUAGGUGUAUAAUUAAACCUAUAUAAUUUAGAAGAUAUUCAGUAGGCAUAUUCUAUUAGUAAAAGUAACAUAAAGCUAAUAUUCAACAAGAGUAUUUUUACGUUUCUUUCACAGUCUCCUAUAAAUUGGCAAUGUUUGUUUAAUGUUUGUGUUACUUAGGGGUACCUAAAGCUUGAGACCCAUUUUUUUUCACUGAAUUUUAACAGUAGGCUAUUCUACUGCUUACAAUAGAAUCCAAAAAUCUACUUCCUCCAUCCCCCACUUUCAGUGCCAGUAAGCAAUACUGCUAUGCAACAAAAAUGCUGUCACUUUAUCUCAGUGUGAAUGAAUAGUUUAAAUCCUCCUCCUCCUACUGAUUAAAACAAUCAUGGUAAGAGUGAGAGUGACUUUGUGUUUAGAAUAGAAUUUUUUAAGUGAAAUGAUCAGUAGGUGUAAUUUUGAAAUAUAUUCUUCUACAAGAGAUUUCUUUCCCUUUUAUAUUUUGAUGAUUGUUUUCUUAUAUGAAAAUUAUGGUAUGUUAUAUGAAAAUUAAGGUAUGUUCUCUUUUAUGACAUUAUUUAAAUCAUGCUUCCCUCUUUGAUUUUUUUCAUAUUUACUAAGCUAUCUGAUUUAAAUGAAAUUUGGCACUUCAGAGAGUUCUUUUUCCUCCAAAGUAUAUUUAAUAAAACUGCUGUGUAUGUAGAAA
Messenger RNA from Ictidomys tridecemlineatus (thirteen-lined ground squirrel), 3741 nucleotides. It is a transcript of the gene Pls1, whose product is annotated as plastin 1. Gene Ontology annotation, cellular component: actin filament bundle; cytoplasm; actin filament. Lineage: Eukaryota; Metazoa; Chordata; Mammalia; Rodentia; Sciuridae. Gene Ontology annotation, biological process: actin filament network formation; actin filament bundle assembly. Gene Ontology annotation, molecular function: calcium ion binding; actin filament binding. The record is from RefSeq and is a predicted model, not a curated record.